CAUAUAGAUAGGGUGGUAAAGAAAGCUUUUGGUAUGCUAGCCUUUAUAAAUCAGAGCAUUGAGUAUAGAAGCUGGGAUGUAAUGUUAAAAUUGUACAAGGCAUUGGUGAGGCCAAAUCUGGAGUAUGGUGUACAAUUUUGGUCACCCAAUUAUAGGAAGGAUGUCAACAAAAUAGAGAGAGUACAGAGGAGAUUUACUAGAAUGUUGCCUGGGUUUCAACAACUAAGUUACAGAGAUAGGUUGAAUAAGUUAGGUCUUUAUUCUCUGGAGCGCAGAAGGUUAAGGGGGGACCUGAUAGAGGUCUUUAAAAUGAUGAGAGGGAUAGACAGAGUUGAUGUGGACAAGCUUUUCCCUUUGAGAAUAGGGAAGAUUCAAACAAGAGGACAUGACUUCAGAAUUAAGGGACAGAAGUUUAGGGGUAAUAUGAGGGGGAACUUCUUUACGCAGAGAGUGGUGGCGGUGUGGAAUGAGCUCCCAGUGGAAGUGGUGGAGGCAGGUUCAUUGGUAUCAUUUAAAAAUAAAUUGGAUAGGCAUAUGGAUGAGAAGGGAAUGGAGGGUUAUGGUACGAGUGCAGGCAGGUGGGACUAAGGGGAAAAAAAUUUGUUCGGCAUGGACUUGUAGGGCCGAGAUGGCCUGUUUCCGUGCUGUAAUUGUUAUAUGUUAUAUGUUAUAUGUUAAUGAAGUCUGUCUGUAACUUCCAUUCAGUAAUCGAGACAUCGUGUUACUGUUAAUCAAGUUAGUGUGUCAUCUUGUCAGUUGAGAAUGUAAAAGUUGUAACAAUGUCACGCUCAGGAGAUCAGCUUUGACAGGUCUCCUGGUGGCGCAACAGUUUGAAUAAAUCGCCCGUUGCUUUGAACACAAAGUCCGCGCGGCCUUUCUAUUUGCGCCUACAGUUUCAAACUGUGCAACAUUUCUUUGCAGAUGGGAAAUGGGAGUGAGGAGACUAACAUCUUCCUGUCAUCUAUAUCAGAGGAAGAAGAUAUAUUUUUUGGAAUAAUUUAUUCCAUAUAUGGUAUUUUAUCCCUGUUUGGAAACAGCAUUCUUUUGUUUAUCGCACUGAGGAAACGGCACGUGCUUAAACCAGCUGAAUAUUUCAUUGUGAAUUUAGCCAUCAGUGACAUUGCAAUGAUCAUAACUCUAUUGCCACUGGCCAUUCCAUCAUUAUUCGCACACAGGUGGUUGUUCAGUCAACGAUGCUGCUUCUAUUAUGCCUUUUGUGGUGUGCUGUUUGGCAUCUGCAGCCUUACUAACCUGACAUUGCUGAGCAUUGUCUGCUGUAUAAAGGUCUGCUACCCUGCAUAUGGGAACAAAAUCACAUCAGAAUAUGCUUGUAUCUUGGUGUCUUCUGCUUGGGCAUAUGCUUCAGUAUUCGCCAUCUCCCCUCUGGCAAACUGGGGUCACUAUGGACCAGAGCCCUAUGGGACUGCUUGCUGCAUAGACUGGAAAGCACCAAAUUCGGAUUCCAAUGCAAUGUCCUACAUCAUUGCACUCUUUGUCUUUUGCUACUUCUUCCCCUGUGGCAUCAUCACCACAUCAUACACACUCAUCCUGCUGACUGUAAAAGGUUCGAGAAGGGCCGUGCAACAACAUGUAUCCCCACAGCCAAAUUCCACCAAUGCUCACACUCUAAUUGUAAAGAUGAGCAUUGCUGUGUGCAUUGGAUUCUCAGUGGCAUGGACACCGUAUGCGAUUGCAGCAAUGUGGGCAGCAUUUGACAACGCUGAGAAGAUCCCACCAUUAGCGUUUGCUGUGUCUGCUUUAUUUGCAAAAUCCUCAACCUUAUACAACCCUCUCGUCCACAUCCUGUUCAAACCCAACUUUCGGAAGCUUUUAUACAAAGACUGGGCGCAUUUACUCAACCUCUGCAGGAGACCGCGUAGACAAUGGGACAACGAGGUGGGCCUUACAUUGCAAGCAGCCUGCGAUCAGUCCGCACUGACCUCCUCCAGGCAUCCAAAUGGAUUUGCACAUAGGCAGGAUGGCUGCAACACGUGCGCUGAUACCUUCGAAUAUUUCAGUAACACAAAAUCUCUCGAAACGGGGGAAUCUGCAUCCAAAGCCAGCCUUCUUAUUUCGAGUGAUAACAGUCAAGAACAUGGGCCCACGAAGUUAACCACACUAGUGAUGUUAACUGGAAGCAAAGCAUCGCCCAGCAUCGAGAGUAUUGAGGUAUCAAUAGACACGUUGCCCACCAAACAGACCAAGGAUCUCAAUAUAAUUUGAAAAAAAAUCAACUACAUUGAAAGUCGUGGAAUUCUUUGAAGUGUGGUGGAGAAAGGGAAACAAAUGUUACAGAGAGAUGUAUGCUAAUUCAUUUCCAAAAAGCCUUUGAUACAAUGUCACACAAAAAGAAAACUAACACAUGAGGGCACAAGGAACUGCAGAUGCUGGAAUUUUGAGCAUAACAAGAGAUUCAAGAGUGUCUAUUGUCAUGUGUCCCAGAUAGGACAAUGAAAUUCUUGCUUUGCUUCAGCACAACAGAAUAUUAUAGGCAUAAAUAAAUACAGAUCAAGUCAAGUCAAGUUUAUUUGUCACAUACGCAUACGAGAUGUGCAGUGAAAUGAAAAGUGGCAAUGCUCGCGAAUUGUGCAAAAACAAAAACCCAUACAAACUGCAAACAGAAUGGAACAGAAUCACAUAUUCACAUAUUACAUAUUUGUGGGAGGGAAGAAAAAAGGAAAAAAAUUGCAAUUUUAAAAAGACACCACACAACAGUAGAGUGGUACAGUCAAGUUAGUCCCUGGAGAGAUAGGAGUUCACAGUCCUAAUGGCCUCUGGGAAGAAACUCCUUCUCAUCCUCUCCGUUCUCACAACAUGGCAACGGAGGCGUUUGCCUGACCGUAGCAGCUGGAGCAGUCCGUUGCAGGGGUGGAGGGGGUCUCCCAUGAUUUUGUUGGCUCUGGAGUUGUACCUUCUGAUGUAUAGUCCCUGCAGGGGGGGGGGGCGAGUGUAGUUCCCAUAGUGUGUUUGGCCGAACGCACUACUCUCUGCAGAGCCUUCUUGUCCUGUGCAGAGCAGUUCCCAAACCAAAUCGUGAUAUUUCCGGGCAAGAUGCUUCCCACAGCCGCUGAGUAGAAUCACUGGAGGAUCCUCAGAGACACUCUGAAUUUCCUCAAUGGCCUGAGGUGGUAAAGGCGCUGCCUUGCCUUACUCACCAGUGCUGCAGCGUGUGAUGUCCAUGUCAUAUCCUCAGAGAUGUGGACUCCCAGGUAUUUAAAACAGCUCACCCUAUCCACAGUAUCCCCAUUUAUCUUCAAUGGUGUGUAUGUCCUCGGAUGAUGUGUCCUCCUAAAAUCCACGAUCAGCUCCUUAGUUUUUUUGAUAUUCAAGAGGAGGCUGUUGUCCUGACACCAGAGUGCCAGAUCAGCCACCUCCUCCCUGGUAGGCCUUCUCAUCGUUGUCUGAGAUCAGGCCCACCACCACAGUGUCAUCAGCAAACUUGAUUAUCGAGUUGGAGCUGAAACUGGCCACACAGAUCAGUGUGUCCAUAUACCAUUGAAUAUAUAUAUAUGUACACACACAUCAAUGAGCAGAUAAAGUGCAAUAGGCUAUUAAAGUUUGGAUUUUUGUUUGAGAUGAGUUUAUAGUCUGAUGGCUGUGGGGAAGAAGUGGGUUCCUGAACCUGGAUGUUGCUGAUUUCAGGCUUCUACCUGAAGGCAGCGGAGAGAUGAGUGUGUGGCCAGGAUGGUUUGGGUCCUUGAUGAUGCUGCCAGCCUUUAUGAGGCAGCGAUUGCAAUAGAUCCCCUCGAUGGUAGGGAGGUCAGAUCCGAUGAUGGACUGGGCAGUGUUUACAACAUUUUUGCAGUUUUUUCCGCUCCUGGGCACUCAAGUUGCCAAACCAAGCCGCAAUGCAAACGGUCAGCAUGCUCUCAACUGUGCACCUGCAGAAGUUCGAGAUAGUCCUCCUUGACAUACCCACUCUCCGUAAUCUUCUCAGAAAGUAGAGGUGCUGACGUGCUUUCUUUAUAAUUGCAUCAGUGUUCUGGGACCAGGAGAGAUCUUCAGAGAUGUGCACGCCCAGGAAUUUGAAGCUCUUGACCCUUUCCAUCAUCGACCCCUUGAUAUAAACGGGACUGCGGGUCCCCAUCCUACUCCUUCCAAAGUCCACAAUCAGUUCCUUGAUGGAGGACGGACAGGCUGUUUCUGUGGAAGAAAUGGACAGGCGACGUUUCAGGUUGGGACCCUUCUUCAAGCUGAUCAGUCUCGAGAAGGGUCUCAACAUUAAAUAUCAUCUGUCCAUUCCCUCCACAAAUGCUGCCUCAUCCGCUGAGUUCCUCCAGCACUUUGUGCUGUAACAAAUGCACGCACUGAAUGAAGAAAGAUUUCCGCAUCUCACGUCUUAUCCUGAGACUGCACCCACUUAUUUUAGUUUAGUUUAGUUUAGAGAAACAGGGCGGAAACAGACCCAUCGGCCCACCGAGUCUGCACCGACCAGCGAUCCCCGCACAUGAACACUAUCCUACACACACCAGGGACAAUUUUACAUUUAUACCAAGCCACUUAGCCUUCAAACCUGUAUGUCUUUGGAGCGUGGGAGCAGGA
Leucoraja erinaceus (little skate) is the source of this 4542-nucleotide messenger RNA. Its product is annotated as opsin-5-like. Gene Ontology annotation, molecular function: G protein-coupled receptor activity. The coding region runs from base 922 to 2223 and encodes 433 amino acids. The record is from RefSeq and is a predicted model, not a curated record. Lineage: Eukaryota; Metazoa; Chordata; Chondrichthyes; Rajiformes; Rajidae. Gene Ontology annotation, cellular component: membrane. Gene Ontology annotation, biological process: G protein-coupled receptor signaling pathway. The transcript has 5 exons.